This is a messenger RNA of Thermothelomyces thermophilus ATCC 42464, 1312 nucleotides long. RefSeq lists its product as uncharacterized. Bases 4 to 948 code for a protein of 314 amino acids. Gene Ontology annotation, biological process: mitochondrial L-ornithine transmembrane transport. The transcript has 2 exons. The record is from RefSeq and is a predicted model, not a curated record. Gene Ontology annotation, molecular function: L-ornithine transmembrane transporter activity. Lineage: Eukaryota; Fungi; Ascomycota; Sordariomycetes; Sordariales; Chaetomiaceae.
ACAAUGGCCGACUCAGCAGCCGACAUGGAAGGCCACAGCUCGUCCUCGUCCUCGGCCGUGCAAACGGCAAAGGACCUCUUCUCGGGCGCCGCCGGCGGUGUUGCCCAGGUGCUGAUCGGCCAACCCUUCGACAUCGUCAAGGUCCGCCUGCAGACCUCGCAAGCCUACCCCUCGGCCCUCGCCGCCGCGACGUCCAUCUACCGCAACGAGGGACCGUUGGCCUUCUACAAGGGCACCCUGACGCCCCUCCUCGGCAUCGGCGCGUGCGUGUCCAUCCAGUUCGGCGCCUUCCACGCCGCCCGCCGCUGGCUGGAGCAACGCAAGGCGGGGACGGCCGGGACGGGGGCGGCGGCACCCCAACUCGGAUACGGCGAGUACUACGCGGCGGGCGCCUUCGCGGGCGUGGCCAACACGGUCCUGUCGAGCCCGAUCGAGCACGUCCGGAUCCGGCUGCAGACGCAGCCGCACGGCGCGGCGCGGCUGUACAGCGGGCCGUGGGACUGCGUGCGCCAGCUGUCGGCGCGCCGGGGGGGCGGCGGCGUCGCGCGGGGCCUGUACCGCGGCUCGGCCGUCACGGUGCUGCGCGAGGCCCAGGCGUACGGCGUGUGGUUCCUGACCUUCGAGUGGCUGAUGAACUCGGACGCGGCCCGGAACGGCAUCGAGCGCAAGGACAUUGCCAACUGGAAGGUCGCCCUCUACGGCGGCCUGGCCGGCGAGGCCCUCUGGCUCGGCAGCUACCCCUUCGACGUGGUCAAGAGCAAGAUGCAGACGGACGGCUUCGGGCCCGACCAGAGGUACAAGACGAUGCGCGACUGCUUCGCCCAGACCUGGCGCGCCGAGGGCAUGAGGGGCUUCUGGAAGGGUAUCGGGCCGACCCUGCUGCGUGCCAUGCCCGUUUCCGCGGGCACCUUUGCCGUGGUCGAGAUGACGAUGCGGGCGAUCAACUAAAUGGGGAGAGCGCAUAGGAAGGAGAGGAAAGGAACACUUCAACGAGUUGGACCCCAGGGUUUGGGUUUGGGUGAACGGAGAGUCGAGGACAUCGGUCUAGAUAUGGAUGGAUGGGUGCAUCGGUUUAGAGAGUAGGGGAAGGACCCUUCAACGGGGCCAGGACGGCUGCUUGAAGGAAACAGGCGCCGGGGUCCGAGCCAAGGGCAGGGCGAGAGAGGGGGAGAGAGAGAGAGAGAGAGAGGGCACAAGAUACCAUUUCGGGAAGAAUAAUCCCACCAUAAACAUUGUAUAUAUUUGGAUACCUGCCGCUUAUUCGGCGUUUUCUACCCUGCGCUGCAAUAUCUGCCUCGCGUUGGCCGAGGUC